AUGAAGCUGCUUCUUGUCGUAUGUGUUUGUGUUUGUUUUGCACAUUCUUUAAAGCUUAAGCAAGAAACAAUAGAUAAAUGGACCGAGAUGAGUCACCCACAUGUAGAAAAUUGUGUCGAAAAAUCAGGUGUGGACAAAGCUCUUGCCGACAGCGUCUACACAAACUUGGAUUAUCCUGAUGACCAACAGUUUAAAUGUUACAUGGAUUGCAUGGCAAAGAAAUUUGGAGUACUUGACUCUAAUAAUAAAUUUGAUCAAGAGAAAAUUAGCGACAGUACUGCUCCUCUGGAUCGGAAGAUAGUCGACGACUGUGUUAAAAAAGCAGAACAAUCAUUAAAUACUUGUGAGGUUGGAUACGUAUUUGGAACUUGUAUUAUUUUGUCUGUAGCCGAACAACAAAAUUUAUAA
Messenger RNA from Photinus pyralis (common eastern firefly), 408 nucleotides. Its product is annotated as general odorant-binding protein 99a-like. Bases 1 to 408 code for a protein of 135 amino acids. The transcript has 2 exons. Lineage: Eukaryota; Metazoa; Arthropoda; Insecta; Coleoptera; Lampyridae. Gene Ontology annotation, molecular function: odorant binding. The record is from RefSeq and is a predicted model, not a curated record. Gene Ontology annotation, biological process: sensory perception of smell.